AUGCACAACGUGCUAGUGGAAAAACAUGAACAAUUACGGUACAGGUUUUCGGUACCAUAUGUCGCUCAAGUUUCUCCAAAUGAGAUAUUCUCCAAUCGUGGAUGCCGAGAGUAUCGUCUACGAAAUUUUCUUAUAUUUGGUUAUAACAAAGCGUUAUGCCGAAAAGCAGACGAAUAUUGGUGUGAGAUCUACGACGACCGUGGUUUGGAUGUUUAUAAAAAUGACGUGAUAAGGAUUAAAGUCGACACAAACCUAACGUAUUCAAAAAUAGCUGUCAAUGUACCAAAACAAAGAACUGUUCAAGACAAAGAGUUUACUUAUCUAACACUUUGUGAAGUAAAGAUAUUUGCGGAUGCUUGUGAAUAUAAGAGGAUUAUCAACGGUUAUAUGAAUCCCAAUAAAACCGUAUUUGCUGUAAACGAAAAGGCUACGAUUGUUUGCAUAGACGGGUUUCAACCAGAUAUUCAAGAGAUUACCUGUAUGAACAAUAGAUAUUGGGAUGGUAAUGCCCAAUGUAGCCAAGUUACAUGUGAACACCCUGGAAAUCCAAAAAAUGGACUUUAUAUUAUAGGCAAAAUUUUAGAAGGCAACAUAUUUGCUUCAUUCUCUUCAUUGCCUUUUGAAAGUGUUAUAACGGUAAAGUGUGAUAAUGGAUAUGACAGCAAAGGAAAUGAGGUCAGACACUGCCAAAGUAACAGAGACUGGAGUGGUAUCCAACCGGUAUGCAGGAAAAAGCAAUGUCCACAUCCAGGAAAUAUAUCCAAUGGUGUAUUUAAGUUUAAAAAUGAAAGUGUAUACAGUUUAGGCCCUUCAUUUUACAACACAACCAUAUUUGUCGAGUGUAUAAAAGGGUAUAACCUUAACGGUAGCAAACAACUCACUUGCGGUGCAGACGAAACGUGGGGAGAAAACCCGUUUUGCAAUAUAGUUACAUGUGAUUUUCCAGAAAAUCCUAAAAAUGGUUCGUAUGUGACCAAAGACCAUAAUGGUAAAAUAACACCUUAUACUAAACUAAGUGGACACUCUAACUAUAACGAUAUAAUAUAUAUAGCUUGUUAUGAAGGACAUCGUUUUAAUUCAACCUCUAAAAUUCGAAAGUGUUUAGAAACUAAAGAAUGGAGUGGAGAGUCAGGAGGAUGUGUUUUAGUUACAUGUAAAAAACUUGAACAGUUAGAAGGUGGGUUUUUUAAUUAUACAAAUACUGCUUUGUCAGACAGAUUUCCAUACAAUACAGUCGUUACAGUACACUGCUAUCAACAAUUUAAGCUUUCAAAUGCUCAAAACAGAACCCGACGUUGCACUGAGGAAGGAUACUGGGACAGUGAACCGGCUUUAUGCAUCUUAACAGAUACUGAUACUGAUACUAAUGUUGUUGAGAGAAGCAAUGCUGCUAUAAUUGGUGGUGCAUCUGCAUCUGCAAUCGUUUUAAUAUGUGUUGCACUGGUUAUUUUCUUUUUGUAUCACAGGCGAAAGAAACAUGAUAACAAAGGUGAUAAGCCGAGACGUUAUGCAAAUUUUGUAAGAAAGAACAACGCCUCAAACGAACUUGCAGACAUAAGGGAAGGCGAAUAUGCUGAGAUUCAAGAAGCAAGCUAUUCCUCACCAGCUGAUAAUACGACGUCACAUGUUAGCAUAAAGAGUGGAAGCCAGUCUGCCGAUACAAUGUAUAGUACGGCGUAUAGUUUGUCAGAACAUGAAGAGCAUAUGAAACCUUCUAUGGCCAGUUCAGCUUCACUUCAAUCUCGACAAGCUUACUACAGCUUUACAAAUUUAAACAAAGUUCCAAAGUCUGCAAUACCUGUUAAAGAUCUUCCAGAUCUAGUUCUAACUGGAGAUGUUGCAAAACUCAAAUUUGAAAAAGAAUUUCAGAAUCUCCCUCAAGGCAUGGUAGAAGAACACAACGAGGCACGGAAGAAACAGAAUAUUACAAAGAAUCGAUAUAGGAAUCUAUAUGCAUAUGAUGACACUCGAGUUGUGUUGGCUACAGACGACAAAUCGCAAUCUGAUUACAUCAAUGCAUGUUAUGUGCAUGGAUUCAAGAAAGCUAAAGAGUACAUAGCAUCCCAAGGACCAACAAAAGAAAUAUUGACAGACUUUUGGAGGAUGAUAUGGCAGACAGAGUGUAGCAAGGUUGUUAUGCUGACUAAUGUAAUAGAGGAGGGAAAGACAAAAUGUGAACAAUAUUGGCCGGAAGAAGGAAGUAGUAGUACAUUUGGCAGCGUGACAGUUUUUACGGAGAAUACUGAGAGUUUCUCACAGUUUGUGAUACGAAAAUUGAAAAUACGAAAUGAAACUUCAAAAGAGAAAUCGAAAACGAUUACACAGUUCCAUUUCACAGCGUGGCCUGACAGGGGAGUUCCGAAAUAUGCUUCGUCUCUUGUUCAUUUCCUAAACAAAGUUAAAUAUGCUCCAGUGCAUGGGAAAGGGCCAAUAGUAGUGCACUGCAGUGCUGGUGUAGGAAGAACCGGUACAUUUAUUGCUCUAGAUUAUCUGACCGAGCAAGGCAAAGCGAUGGGUUUUGUAGACGUUGUAGGCACAUUAACAUCCAUGAGAAGACAAAGAGUUAGUCUAGUACAAACACUGGAGCAGUACAUAUUUGUACAUCAUGCAUUGGUAGAAUCUUUGAUGUUGUCACCAUCAGCACUGUCUGCCCAAGUCUUCCCAGAGGCGUACCAGGAGUUACUCCUGAUGGACCCUGAGAAGAAGCAACGGAAAAUAUUCGUAGAAUUUGAGACGUUGAAAAGGGUGUCACCGGUGGCAGAUGAAAACGAAUAUGUAACAUCAAAGCUUGUCAGAAAUAGACGAAAGAACAGAUAUUCCAAUGUACUUCCGGUGGAAGAGUUUAUGCCCUCAUUGAUGUCAAACAGUGAUAAUGGAGAAAGUCGUUACAUCAAUGCUGUCUUCCUACCGAGUUAUAAAAAUCGGAAGGCAUUCAUCAUAACGCAAACACCACUUGAAUCAACAAAAGAGGACUUCUGGGGUCUUGUCUGGGAACAUGAUGUUCACACUAUAGUCAUGAUGAACGACAUUACAGAAACUACGGAGUCUGAGAGGUACUGGCCAGAAAAUGAUGAAACAGCUGCAUUUGCAAACAUUGAAAUCACCAACAAUGGUAAUGAGGAAAUUAACCAUCAUCAAGUGGUAUCGCUGUCAGUAAAGAAAUAUAAAGUGAAAAGAAAGGUCAAACAAAUCAGAUGUGGAAGAUGGCCGCAAAAGAAUAAUUUGCCAGACUCACCAGAAGUUAUACUAAAUCUUAUGGAACUUGUUCAAGCCUCGCAACAACAGUCACAGAACCAUACAGUUCUUGUACAUUGCAUGAAUGGCGCAGACAAAAGUGGACUGUAUUGUGUGAUUUCAGCAGUAAUAGAACGCUUGAAGAUUGAACAAGAUGUUGCAAUCGCACAGGUAAUUGAGGAAAUGAGGAACGCAAGGGAACAGAUUAUACCUUCUGUUGAUCAGUACCAAUUUUGCCACGAAGCUGUCCUCGCAUUUAUACAUCAGUACGAUACGUACUCCAACUUUUCCAUGUGACGGAUCAUCAACCGAUGAAAUGGAAAUAGAUGGGAGGAACUGUUGAAGUUUAGUUGAAUGGAAAUACAAUUUGUUUUACUUUCGAGUCCCGUAUUUCAUUGCAAUUAUAGUCAGUUGUACAUAUCAUGUACAUAUAAUGUAUUUCCUAGUUUUAUAUGAUAUUUCGAAAAAAGAAAUUGAUUCAAUGUUACAAUUUAGAAUGUGAAAAUAUCAUAUUGUCAUGAAAUUUUAUACUGUGUCUGCCAUAUGUAAUUAAUUACUAGUACUAAAGUGUAUCUCAUGUAUAAUAACAUUACAACGAUGUUUCUUGAUUCUGCAGUUUUGCACUUGGUUUAUGUAUCAUGUAUAAUGUUCAUAUCAUUUGCCGAUUGGAUUGGGCUAUUUGUAUACACUCUCAAUAGUCAGAUAUAUUUCGAAAAGCUUUUUGGAAUCCAUUGACACUGAAAAUGGUCUUAUGUGUGAAACAAAAUUAAUGUUAUUUCAAAUCAACCAUCUGUUGAAAUGUAACAAGUGAUGUUACCCAAAGGCUAUGUAUUUCUAAUUCUAAUAAGGAAGACACUACACAUCGGAUCAGAUAUUUACACGGCUUAUUAGGAGAACAUAACUAUCAAUUGUUUUCUUGCAACACUAUAUAUUUCAACGUUAUCUUAAGAUCGGAAACACUCUGCUACAUAGAUUUAACUCAAACAGUAUCAUUGAUAAAUAGUCUGUUACCAUAUCAUCCAUAUAAAACAAGUCAGUGUAAUAAAAUACAUGUCACUCUCA
Messenger RNA from Mercenaria mercenaria, 4296 nucleotides. Its product is annotated as receptor-type tyrosine-protein phosphatase T-like. The coding region runs from base 1 to 3531 and encodes 1176 amino acids. The transcript has 21 exons. Gene Ontology annotation, molecular function: protein tyrosine phosphatase activity. Gene Ontology annotation, biological process: protein dephosphorylation. Lineage: Eukaryota; Metazoa; Mollusca; Bivalvia; Venerida; Veneridae. The record is from RefSeq and is a predicted model, not a curated record.